UCACAGCAGACACUCGUGAAAGGGACAAGCCACACGUAUGCACGCACACACACCGGCCAAAGACUUACUUGAGCACGUGUGUAUCUGUAUUGAAAAAAGGAAAGUAUAUGUAUAUACAGCAGGAGAGCGUCUGAUCGGCUUCCUCGAGACGUACAAGACUGUGCUUCGGCACGGCUACACGGCAGUGUAAACGUGGACUCGACGCGGCGCUGACCGACUAUACAUACAGUAUAUACCUCUGCUCCGAAACUCACUGAAAAGCCGCCGCCAGUGCGCCGACGCGCUGGUUGUCUACUUUACGGCGGUAUAUACUCGCACCUCUGUCUUGUUUAUUCUCGAUUGGAAGCUCGAGGAGGUCGCAGCGUAGGAAAAAUUUAACAUCUCACGUACACGUAUCACAGGAGGAUGAAGGGCCUGCGAGAGGUUCUGGGCAUCUGGCUGCUCCUGGUGUGCGUCUGGGCCAAGGUACCAGCGAAACCGAGGAACGCGGUGUUGCUUCUGGCCGACGACGCGGGUUUCGAAAUGAGAUCGUACCUCAACAAAAUAUGCCAGACUCCGAAUCUCGACGGACUAGCUAAAAGCGGUCUCAUAUUCAAUAAUGCCUACACCUCCGUCAGUAGCUGCUCGCCAAGCCGAGCUUCACUGCUGACCGGCCAGCCGAGCCAUCAGAAUGGCAUGUACGGACUUCAUCAUGGUGUUCAUCAUUUCAAUUCGUUCGAGCAGAUCGAGAGUUUGCCCAAGAUGCUUCACCAGAAGAACAUACGAACUGGCAUAAUCGGCAAGAAGCACGUCGGUCCGAGCCACGCUUACCCCUUCGAUUUCGCCUACACAGAGGAGAACGAAUCCAUCCUCCAAGUUGGCCGCAACAUCACGCGCAUCAAGCUCCUCGUUCGCGAGUUUCUCUCCAGCAACCGCAACCAGCCGUUUUUCCUAUACGUGGCUUUCCACGAUCCGCACCGAUGCGGACACUCGCACCCGGAGUUCGGCAGCUUCUGCGAGAAGUUCGGCAAUGGUGAGCCUGGCAUGGGUCACAUUCCUGAUUGGAAUCCGAUUUACUAUCAAUGGGAACAGGUCAAGCUGCCCUACCACGUGCAGGACACCGAGCCAGCCAGGCGAGACAUCGCUGCUCAGUACACGACCAUGUCGAGGCUUGACCAGGGUAUUGGCUUGAUACUGAAGGAGCUCGAAACAGCUGGAGUGAAGGAUGACACCCUGGUCAUCUACACUUCGGAUAAUGGAAUACCCUACACCAGUGGUAGAACGAAUCUCUACGAUCCAGGAAUGGCCGAGCCGAUGAUCAUAUCUUCGCCGUACCACACUGACAGACACAACGAGGCCACUUACAGCAUGACUUCUCUCCUGGAUAUCACGCCGACUUUGCUGGACUGGUUUGGCUUGACCACAGACAAGAAGAUCGAGAAGCAUCUCGGAUCUCUUACCGGAAAAUCGCUGAUUCCCCUGUUGACGAAAGAACCGAUUGAGCAGAACACUACAGCUGUUUUUGCCAGUCAGACCCAUCACGAAGUGACAAUGUACUACCCGAUGAGGGUGGUGAGAACCAAAAAGUACAAGCUUAUUCAUAAUCUGAAUCACAAGAUGCCAUUCCCCAUUGAUCAAGACUUCUACAUAUCGCCGACGUUCCAAGAUCUGUUGAACAGGACUCGCACAAAUCAAUCUCUUAGAUGGUACAAGACAGACUUGAAAAAUUAUUACUACAGACCUGAAUGGGAGAUGUACGAUUUGAAGUAUGACCCUGAAGAAUUGAACAACAUAGCUACCAAAAAAUCUGUAGAACCAAUAUUUAAGGAGCUUCAGCAAAUGCUUACCGAGUGGCAACAGAAAACAAAAGAUCCAUGGCUGUGUUCACCAAACGGUGUUUUAGAACCAUUCGAAGGAGACAAAAAAAAUCUUCAAUGCAUGCAACUUGACAAUUUUUAAUUGUAAAUCAAUCAUGUUUUUGAGGCUCAAAUUUAGCAGUUAAUUAUUUUUAUACGUCAGAUUAUUUUUUUAAGGACGUGCCUCUGAAUAAAGAAACUUUUCUAUUAUUUUA
Molecule: messenger RNA, 2050 nt
Organism: Nasonia vitripennis (jewel wasp)
Lineage: Eukaryota; Metazoa; Arthropoda; Insecta; Hymenoptera; Pteromalidae
Gene: Sgsh
Product: N-sulphoglucosamine sulphohydrolase
Exons: 9
Coding region: 406-1938 (510 amino acids)
Biological process (GO): heparan sulfate proteoglycan catabolic process; glycosaminoglycan catabolic process
Molecular function (GO): N-sulfoglucosamine sulfohydrolase activity
Source: RefSeq, a predicted model, not a curated record